Messenger RNA from Prorocentrum cordatum, 435 nucleotides. Lineage: Eukaryota; Dinophyceae; Prorocentrales; Prorocentraceae. The record is from the annotation of a GenBank genome assembly.
AUGAUUCAGAACCUUGAAAACGUCAAAGUUACCAUCUCUGAAGGUGCACUCGUGGCCGUGCUCACACUCGAACCCGGCGGCGGGGAGCGCGCAGGCACUCUGCUGCUGCUGCGCAUGAUGGACCGAGCUCUGCCACGCCCUCAGGGCCUUGGCCUGGUGCCCCUGGUAGCGACGAAGUCGGCGAGGCCCACGGCCCCGGCCCGCGCCGAGCCUCGGCGCGCCGCAGACGACGCGCCGCCCCUCUCCAACAGGGAGCCGGCAUCGACCGCUUCGCCGCUGGCGCGGACGAGCAGGCGCCGCUUCGUCUGCUCGUCCUCUGGCUGCCUCCGCAUGAGCGCCACGGUCCCCGCGGCGCUCCCGUCGUGGUCGAUGGCCGCGGCGCCUGCGCUGGCGCCGGCUGCCAUGGAAGCUGCGCUGGCCCUUCGUACAUCAUGA